CUACAUCACCUACAGAAAGCCUGUACUGAUAUGGAUCACUGUGUUUAAAAUCCCACAAAAGCCUAAAUGUAGGAUAUUCUAACUUCCACGCCUUACCUGACGCAUCAUAUGUGCGGUUAGUCACGUGAACAAAGGUCACCUACGUAUAAAUCAUCCCAUCGCAGAUGACUGUUAUAUACAGUAUUACCUGCGGUGCGCUGCCCUGAGAGUCAAUGUCCAUCUUUAAUAAUCAGAAAUAAAGAAUAAACAAAAUGCAUUUCGGCACAUUAAAGCUUAUGGAUCUGCAUGAACUGAGCUUGUACAUCCACGGCUUAUCUUUCGAAGCAGGCAUGAUGAGCACCAAAGAGGAGCUAGAACAUCAGGAGAGCCAGAUCUCCACGGUACAACACGCAGGGACGCACGUCGCGCUGGGGACGCGUUCUGCCAGCAUCGCUCUGUCCUCCACCGGGUCAUGGCGAGACUCGACGCGCAGUUGGGGCUGGCUGCUGUCCGGCGCGGUGCUCGUUAACGUGCUUGUGCUCGGAUGUGCGCUCGUCAGCGGCAGCGUGUUUAACGCACAACACGUGACCAGCGUGCACCUGCAGCUUUACCUGGUGGCUCUGAUCGUCUCCACUACAGUCUGGAUGGUCUUCUAUAAAGCGUACACGUGCCGAGAGGACGAGGCAGUACUCUAUAAGGAUCUGCACGCCGGGCCUGUGUGGCUCAGAGGUGGCCUGGUGCUGUUUGGAAUCUGUAGCUUAAUCAUGGAUGUUUUCAAGAUAGCCUUCUAUGUGGGUCGUGUGCACUGCGACUCACCUGUGAAAAUCGUCUUCCCUGCCGUUCAAGCCAUGUUUGUUUUGGUGCAGACUUACUUUCUCUGGCUCCAUGCCAAGGAUUGUGUACAAGUGCAGAGAAACGUAACUCGCUCUGGGUUAAUGCUCACCUUGGCAACAAACCUGAUGAUCUGGAUGAUGGCAGUGACAGAAGAGUCUCUCCAUCAAACAGUGUAUCCCAAUGAUACACGUAGCUUUGGUUCCCGGAGUCUCACACUUAAAGCUAGUGCUUCUGAUGACAGCAGUUGCGUGUGCACUAUUGCGGCUUGCAACGUCUUUGAAGAAGGCUACUAUUACCUCUAUCCAUUCAACAUUGAGUACAGCCUGUUUGCAUCAGCCAUGGCUUAUGUGAUGUGGAAAAAUGUGGGCCGGCUGGUGGAUGACCACGGUCACCAUGAGCACCGCUUCCACAUGCGCGAUGUGCUGAUCGGCCCGGCCACCGGCCUCCUGGUGUUAGUGGCUGGCUUGACCAUAUUUGUAGUGUACGAGGUGGAUGUAUUAUCUGACGAGCCAGGAAGGAAAGACACGGCCCUCAUCAUGUACUACGUAACCAACACAACCACGGUGGUACUGAUGACUGUGGCAGCGGCGGCCGGCUGUGCUGUAUACCGGCUGGAACAGCGUGAGCAUGCUGUGGGGAAAAACCCAACACGCAGCCUGGAUGUAGGGCUGUUAGUGGGCGCCUCUGUAGGCCAGCUCACUGUCUCUUACUUUACCAUCGUGGCCGUGAUAGGGAUCGGUGUGGGUGGCUUGGUCAACGCCCUCAACCUGGCUUGGAGUGUUCUCACUAUAGUCGAGCUUUGCGUACAGAACAUAUUCAUAAUCGAAGGCUUGCGGCGGGAGCCACACCAGGACACACGCCGUGCCAGCAUCUUCUCCAAUCUGCUCGCCUUACAAGCACACGACGAGCGUAGGAGGUCCAGCAACGUACUCACCCCUCGUGGCUCCAUCGCCAUCUCAGUCCACAAGCCCCUGCCCUGGAAGAGGAAGCUUCUCAAGGAGAUCUCAUCAUUCCUGCUGCUUUCCAACAUUAUUCUUUGGAUCAUACCUGCCUUUGGAGCACGGCCGCAGUUUGACAACCCCCUUGGAGCGGAUUUCUACGAGUUUAGCAUGUGGGUGGCUGUGGUUAACAUUGGACUGCCUUUUGGUAUCUUUUACAGAAUGCACUCGGUAGCCAGUCUUUUAGAGGUUUACCUUACAUCAUAAAUCCACAGCUUUAGACAAUACCUGCUCACGUUUUAUGAAACUAUUUGUUUUGUAAAUGACACUAUCUAUUUUUAUACUUUUUUGUCUAAUAUAUUUACUUCGAAAAGAAUGAAUGAAUGAAUGAAUGUAAAGAUGUGUAUAUUAGGUGUGGUGUACAGUAUAUGCAGUUGGGUGACAAAUUAAAGGUGAUUUUUACACUAGGAACAUUUACUGUGGUCCAAAUCAGAGUGGGAUUGUUCCCAGUACGCCGUGGAGUUUUAACCUGGUUUCAGUAUAGUAUUAUAUUGAUAUAAUACUAUAUCGACUUGAUAGUCCAUAGUAUCGAUAGGUGCAUUUGUGUUUAUUACAAUGUGCAUCGAGAACACAACCACCAAAUUCACACCACCUCAGAAAGUCAGAGGAAGUCAGAGGUUUACUCUCAUGUGGUGCGCUGCCUGGUCCACAUGACAACUUUCAUAUUAACAAUUUUUCAUUCGAACCAUCUCUUUCAGACUAAACUAUCAGUGUGAAAGCCUCCUUAGUAAGGUGUUGGGCCAGCACAAGCUGCCAGAAAAGCUUUAAUAUAUAAUGGCACAGCUGUUGUGUACUGUUUUUCCAAAAGUUGUUCCCCCAGUUUGAUGAUGAUGAUGAUGAUGAUGAUGAGAGCGCUGUCCAAAAUCUCUCAUUUAAAUGGGUUGAAGCAUGGGAUAUAAUUUACAUACAUUUCACACCCAGUGAGCCCUUGACAAGUGGACACAAAACCAUGCCAGGAAAAUGCUUCAGGUGCAACACAACCAACUGUUUUUUCCCCACCUGUCUGUAUGUGAUGAUUAUAUACAGCUUGAAAUAUUUGAAACUUUAUUCAUUCUACACAUUAGGAAAUACAAAUAUUUGUACUUCUGAUAUGAAAACUGCACUUUGUAAGACAAUAAAACUAAAUAAUCUGUU
This is a messenger RNA of Tachysurus vachellii, 2945 nucleotides long. It is a transcript of the gene otop2, whose product is annotated as otopetrin 2. The coding region runs from base 252 to 2018 and encodes 588 amino acids. Gene Ontology annotation, molecular function: proton channel activity. NCBI's taxonomy places the organism in Eukaryota, Metazoa, Chordata, Actinopteri, Siluriformes, Bagridae. Gene Ontology annotation, cellular component: membrane. Gene Ontology annotation, biological process: proton transmembrane transport. The transcript has 6 exons. The record is from RefSeq and is a predicted model, not a curated record.